UUUCGACACAGACAGAGGGGAGUCGAAGUAUACAGUUUAACGCGGAUUUUAAACCAAACCAAUCAGCGGAGACAAACAAGAGGAGGUUUCGUGAGAAGGGGACGGGCGUGCGAUCCCAGUCACACCGAGCUCCCAGCGAGUCCACGAGAAAAAUCUCUCCAUCUUCUUCUCUCCGUUUUCCCGUCAUAAUUUGCGCGCGGUCUCUCCCGCGUGCACGUGGAAUUUGCGGGGUCCCGCGAGACGCCUUUUCCGCUGCCGAAGAGAGGCGAGCUUUGGACUCGAACCCACCUUUGUUGAAAAGAGAGGACUGAGCUUGAGCUGUUAACCUGCAGGACUAUCCUGAAGGCAGUACCAAGAAGAUUAAGCUUAUUCCACAAGCGUUCUGUCUUUUAUUGUAACUACAGAACACUCGUCUAUUCUGCAUGUGCUUCUGAAUGAGGUGAAGACCGACUGACAACUGACAAUUGCCAACGAAAUGCACAGAACUCAGUUGACAAUGAGGAUGUUACAACAGUUGGCAGAAAAAGUUGUCUGAGGAAAUGCAGGCAGCCAUGAGGACAAGAGGAACAACGGCAUCAGUGAGCAGAAAGGUUGUGCCCUCAAAGUCAUAAAUGAGAAUCCAACCAAGGGAAAGGAAAAGACACAGGAGUUUGAGAGCAAUCAGAAAUGUUAGUCACUGGGGAAAUAAGUAAAAGAAAAUCUGCAGUGGUGAUAUACUAAGGCUCGGAAACUCCUCAACUUCGUCAUCCUGUAGGCACCAGUGGGAGGAAGUCUGAAUGUGCCCACGAUGUCCCACCACCUUGUCUGAUACACUAGAGACCUGUGAGUGUGAGACCUCCGUCGGUGCAUUGGCAACCAAGCCUACUCUGGAAAAAAACGUUUUGCCCAGUAUUAACGAAAGGGUGAAGCCGAUAAAAAUACUACCUGUUCAUACCAGAGGUCUGAUCCUGCCUUGCUGAAACCUGAGUGCUAUCAUUUUCACAAGCUGACUUGACGCAAUGACUCAAGAAUCGCAGAUGGCAUAUCAUGGAGGUGUAGCAAUGAGUGCCUUUUUCUGGUGGGUGGCGCUACUUUCCUUGUUGCAGACUGUAGGAGUCAGAGGGGACUGCUGGCUCAUCGAGGGCGAAAAGGGAUUUGUGUGGUUGGCAAUUUGCAGCCAGAACCAGCCGCCUUAUGAGGCCAUUCCCCAGCAUAUCAACAGCACCAUCGUGGACCUACGUCUCAAUGAGAACAAGAUCAAAAGCAUCCACUACUCCUCCCUCUGCCGCUUUGGCAACCUAACGUACCUGAACUUGACCAAGAAUGAGAUUACGUACAUAGAGGAUGGGGCCUUUUCUGCGCAGUUCAACCUACAGGUCCUUCAGCUGGGCUUCAACAAGCUUCGAAACCUGACUGAGGGCAUUCUUCGGGGCUUGGGUAAAUUGCAGUACCUCUACCUCCAAGCCAACCUAAUUGAAACAGUGACACCCAAUGCCUUCUGGGAAUGCCCCAACAUUGAAAACAUAGACCUUUCAAUGAACCGCAUCCAGAUGCUGGAUGGGGCAAUUUUCACAAGUUUGAACAAGCUCACCACUUGUGAGCUCUACACAAAUCCCUUCAACUGCUCCUGUGAGCUCCUGGGUUUCCUCAAGUGGCUCUCAUUUUUCCCCAACAGGACAAAUGAGCGCAUGGUAUGUGACUCUCCCCCGGGUUAUUCUGGCUACAGUCUCCUAAGCCAAAAUCCAAAUAUGCCCACAUUUCGCAAUGCCUUCCACAUACUCUCUACAGUUUGCAAGGACGAGUAUGUGACUCUAGACAUCACCGGGCCUCCGGACACUACAACACUUUCACAGUACUCAACCCCGUGUGGACUUGAGGACUGCUCUUCAGGUACUGAACCCGACGAAACCAUAAGCAUCAUUACCCCAUACAUUGAUCUCGACCUUUCAGUGCCAAUUAUGAAAGUUAAAAAAGUGACACACAAUAGUGCCGUCAUCGUGGUCCAGAUCCCUCAUCCGUUCAAGAAAAUGUAUAUCCUGGUUCUCUACAACAAUAGCUUCUUCACUGAUAUAAAAAAUCUGAAAAAUCAAAAAGAGGAAAUUGAACUGAAAAAUCUCAAAGCCCAUACAUACUACACAUACUGUGUUGUUUCCAUACGCAAUUCCUUGCGAUUCAACCAUACUUGCAUCACAAUCUCCACAGGUCCCAAGAAUGAAAAGGAGAGAGUCGUUAACAACUCCACAGCCACGCACUAUAUUAUGACCAUCCUGGGUUGUCUCUUCGGAAUGGUGAUUGUUUUAGGGCUGGUCUACUACUGUUUACGGAAAAAAAGGCAUCAGGAUGAAAAGCAUAAAAAGGCAGGCAACAUUAAGAAAAACUUAAUCGAACUUAAGUACGGGGCUGAACUCGAAAGUGGAACCAUAUCCCAGUUGUCCCAAAAGCAAAUCAUGGCUAGUGAGAACAUACCCCGCAUGCCAUACCUACCAUCCAGCGGUGAAAUGGAGCAGUACAAACUUCAGGAUAUAAGCGAAACUCCUAAAACAGCUAAGGGAAACUACAUAGAGGUGCGCACUGGGGAGCAGCCCGAUCUGAGAGAAUGCGACAGGCCCAUUUCCGGGAACAACCAAGGCUCCGUAGCUGAAAUCUCCACUAUUGCCAAAGAGGUAGAUAAAGUAAACCAGAUCAUUAACAACUGUAUAGACGCACUCAAGUCAGAAUCUACAUCAUUUCAAGGGGUAAAAUCUGGAGCUGUUUCCACAGUAGAGCCCCAGUUAGUGCUCAUUUCAGAGCAGCCACAGAGCAAGUCUGGCUUCUUGUCUCCUGCAUACAAAGAUGCGUACCACCACCCACUGCAGAGGCACCACAGCAUGGAGGCUCCUCCCAAGUGCUCCAGCACCUCUUCCAGUGGCUCCGUACGGAGCCCCAGGUCCUUCCGAUCGGAGGGAGCGUACAAAUCGGAGACCAAGUACAUUGAGAAGGCGUCGCCCACAGCCGAAACCAUCCUGAAGGUCACGCCGGCUGCCGCUAUUCUGAGGGCAGAGGCAGAAAAGAUACGCCAGUACAGCGAGCACCGGCACUCCUACCCCGGCUCACACCAAGGGGAGCAGAUGGAGGGGCCCGGGAGCCGCAAGCCUUCUAUCCUGGAGCCCCUGACAAGGUCCCGCCCCAGGGACCUCGCCUACUCCCAGCUCUCGCCACAAUACCACAACUUAAGCUACUCCUCCAGUCCUGAGUACUCCUGCAAACCAGCCCACAGCAUCUGGGAGCGUUUCAAGUUGCACCGCAAGCGCCACAAAGAGGAGGAAUACAUGGCAGCAGGCCACGCCCUGCGCAAAAAAGUGCAGUUCGCCAAGGAUGAGGACUUGCAUGACAUUUUAGACUACUGGAAGGGCGUAUCGGCACAGCAGAAAUCUUGAUUAAACAAAGACAUUUGCUUUAAAAUCUGGACCAAAAUAAUAUAGAUAACAUUUCAAACUAAACAGAAAGGAAGCAUUUAAUUAAAAGGAAAAAAAAAAAAAAAAACACUUAGAUUAUUCUAGAAACUCAUCUGCAGCUGUUUUAAUUCACAAUACAUUUCUGGACAAAAUGGGAAAAAGGACCUUGGGAAAAAAAAGGAGCCUCAUAUUAAAGGAAGAAAACUUUGAGAGUAUAACUGUGUUUCAUUUCCUUAAUCUCUCAUUUUAUAGAAAACAGACAAAUAAAAAGAAAAAGCAUUGGAAUAUACUUAUUUGGGUAUCGCAUGGCCGUGUCCUGUUACUGUGGAUUAAAUAUUGUGUACUUUCAGCAAAAAACCAUUAAUAUGUCUGCUGAAAACUCUGUGUACAAGACUGUAUGUGUGGUCUCUAUCGGAGAACUGCAGUCUCAUGCACA
Messenger RNA from Scleropages formosus (Asian bonytongue), 3849 nucleotides. Its product is annotated as protein ELFN1-like. Gene Ontology annotation, cellular component: plasma membrane. Lineage: Eukaryota; Metazoa; Chordata; Actinopteri; Osteoglossiformes; Osteoglossidae. The record is from RefSeq and is a predicted model, not a curated record. The transcript has 4 exons. Gene Ontology annotation, molecular function: protein binding. Bases 999 to 3395 code for a protein of 798 amino acids.